This is a messenger RNA of Hypomesus transpacificus, 5149 nucleotides long. It is a transcript of the gene znf653, whose product is annotated as zinc finger protein 653. Gene Ontology annotation, molecular function: transcription coregulator activity. The coding region runs from base 61 to 2046 and encodes 661 amino acids. The record is from RefSeq and is a predicted model, not a curated record. NCBI's taxonomy places the organism in Eukaryota, Metazoa, Chordata, Actinopteri, Osmeriformes, Osmeridae. The transcript is spliced from 10 exons. Gene Ontology annotation, biological process: regulation of transcription by RNA polymerase II. Gene Ontology annotation, cellular component: nucleus.
CAGUAUUUCCGCGAUCGAAUCCUCUCCUUGAAAAUCACAACAACAGACAGCUGUUGUAAGAUGUCGGAUGGUUAUGCAGAAAUAGAAGGUCCCCUGGAUACUAAACAUGCCGGGGACCAAAUGAAAGCAAUUUUGAGAAGGUGCAGAGGACGCCCUAGGCUUACAGACACUGAUCGAGCACAGAGACGACUUGAAUCUCGAAAGAAGUACGAUGUGAGGCGAGUCUACCUCGGAGAGUCACACAAGGUCUGGAGUGAGCUUCGCCGGCGAACGAGUUUGAGUGACGCUGGACUUGCAGAGUACCUGAUCCUACUCAACUCAACAUACGGGGAGCGAUAUCAGCAAAAAUACGGCGGAAAGAAGAUUACUCCCGAAUCAUGCAUGACACAGAGGAGAGUCAAGAAGGAGAGGGUUUCCAGUCUUCGUAGCCUGGUCAGCUGGUACCAGGACCACUUGCUAACCUGCCCGCAUGAACCACAGCUCAAAACACUGGAGCCCCAGCCAGGCUUCUCCACACUGGCUGUCUGGCAGUGUGAUGGCGACCACUCAUUUGUGCAGUACCUCUCCUUGCCUCCAAGAGGGUCCAGCGAGUCCGAGGGGGAGAUACCGUGCGAGGAGGAGGAGGACCUGACGACCACAGAUGGCAUUAUAACCAGGAGGAGAGAGACAGAUGCAGAAACACAGCUCACAGAUGCCGGAGAGGACUCGCAAGGCUCCGGAGCCCAGAUCCCCCUUCUGAGCCACGGUGAGGAGGCCACAGCUCUCAGCCACCUCCCAGGCCUGGACCCCCCUCCCAGGGAAGCCCCGCUGACAGGCCACCUCACCGGGGGCCAGCCCGGGUCCCUCUGGGAGAUUGAGAUGGAGAGGCCGCAAGACCCCGACCCCCACAUCCAAGGACCGGCCUUUGACGCCCUGGGCGAGGCCGUCAACUCCGCGGAGGAGGCUGAAGACCUGAGGAGAGACAGAGGAGAGGGGGACGACGGAGGAGGAGGAGGAGGAGACGAAGGAGGAGAGACAGAGGGCUACGAGUGUGUGGUCGUGACCACGUCCCUGACCGACAGGCUCCACAAACGCGUGGACGGCUCGGCCGAGACCAGCGACCCCAGGGGCGACGAGGCCACGGGCUCCCAGCCCGACCUCUGCGCGGCCGCUGUGCCCAUGGCUCUGCCAGGCCACAUGCCGAGGCAGGGGGAGCUGUUUCACGCUCAGACACUCCAGACCGUGGUGGCCAGCUGUGAAAUACCAGAUCAGCAGGGAUCACUGGAAGGCUCCCAGCUUAUCAUCAUCACGGGCCCCAGUUACGAGGCCCUGGCCUCCGAGGGCAUCCAUCUGAACAUGGGGGGCGGGGACGUAGAGGAAGUCACCUGCACCGUCAUAGAGGGCGUGGCCUACAACCAGGUGUGCCAAUCCGGUGUUGACCCAACGGAGGAUGACGCAAUCACAGAGCUGAGUGAGAAGCAGAUGCUGCAGCCCAGUGUGGAGUCCCCAGGCCUGGAGUCCACCUGUGACCGGGAGCUGGAGAGAACCCUGAGCAGCGUCAGGUCAAAGAGGAGCCGGCGUGGGCCGGUGAUAGAGGCCGACGGCAUGCUGAAGAUGUUCCACUGCCCGUACGAGGGCUGCAGUCAGGUCUACGUGGCCAUCAGCAGCUUCCAGAACCAUGUGAACCUCGUACACAGGAAGGGGAGGACCAAGGUUUGUCCCCACCCCGGCUGUGGCAAGAAGUUCUAUCUGUCCAACCACCUCCACCGACACAUGAUCAUCCACUCUGGAGUCCGAGACUUUAUUUGUGAGACAUGCGGAAAGUCGUUUAAACGCAAGAACCACCUGGAAGUACACCGGCGGACCCACACAGGAGAGACCCCCUUACAGUGUGAGAUCUGUGGUUACCAGUGUCGACAGCGGGCGUCUCUGAACUGGCACAUGAAGAAGCACACCACGGAGGCUCACUACAACUUCACCUGUGAACACUGUGGGAAGCGCUUCGAGAAGCUGGACAGCGUCAAGUUCCACAAGCUGAAGAGCCACCCGGACAAGCAGGCCACCUGAGGAGAUGGAGAGAGAACCGGGUGAAGAUAGGACCCAGAGAGCACCUGGCGAACAAACCGCCACUGAGCUGGACGGAGGGCAUGCCCUCGAGGAACCAGGCGGGCAGACAAAUAGAGACUGCCUGACUGACUGAUAGUUCUUUUAUAGAAGUUGGAAGCCUGUGAACGGAACCUUCAAAGGACAUAAUAACAAUAUGCAGUUGAAGUCUGUUUUUUUUUGGUGGAAGGGACAAACUGCUGGCCCACUGGCCACGCUGCAGAACACAGCUUGGCUAGGUGGCACGCUACAGCCCUGGAUGCAGACUGGUUGCUAGGUGGCUAGGUGGCACGCUACAGGCCUGGAUGCAGACUGGUCACUAGGUGGCAGGCUACAGGCCUGGAUGCAGACUGGUGGCUAGGUGGCUAGGUGGCACGCUACAGGCCUGGAUGCAGACUGGUUGCUAGGUGGCACGCUACAGGCCUGGAUGUAGACUGGUCGCUAGGUGGCUAGGUGGCACGCUACAGGCCCGGAUGCAGACUGGUGGCUAGGUGGCACGCUACAGGCCUGGAUGCAGACUGGUGGCUAGGUGGCAGGCUACAGGCCUGGAUGCAGACUGGUCGCUAGGUGGCUAGGUGGCACGCUACAGGCCUGGAUGCAGACUGGUGGCUAGGUGGCAGGCUACAGGCCUGGAUGCAGACUGGUGGCUAGGUGGCAGGCUACAGGCCUGGAUGCAGACUGGUGGCUAGGUGGCUAGGUGGCACGCUACAGGCCUGGAUGCAGACUGGUUGCUAGGUGGCACGCUACAGGCCUGGAUGUAGACUGGUCGCUAGGUGGCUAGGUGGCACGCUACAGGCCCGGAUGCAGACUGGUGGCUAGGUGGCACGCUACAGGCCUGGAUGCAGACUGGUGGCUAGGUGGCAGGCUACAGGCCUGGAUGCAGACUGGUCGCUAGGUGGCUAGGUGGCACGCUACAGGCCUGGAUGCAGACUGGUGGCUAGGUGGCAGGCUACAGGCCUGGAUGCAGACUGGUGGCUAGGUGGCAGGCUACAGGCCUGGAUGCAGACUGGUCGCUAGGUGGCAGGCUACAGGCCUGGAUGCAGACUGGUCGCUAGGUGGCAGGCUACAGGCCUGGAUACAGACUGGUGGCUAGGUGGCAGGCUACAGGCCUGGAUGAAGACUGGUGGCUAGGUGGCAGGCUACAGGCCUGGAUGCAGACUGGUGGCUAGGUGGCAGGCUACAGGCCUGGAUGCAGACUGGUCGCUAGGUGGCAGGCUACAGGCCUGGAUGCAGACUGGUGGCUAGGUGGCACGCUACAGGCCUGGAUGCAGACUGGUCGCUAGGUGGCACGCUACAGGCCUGGAUGCAGACUGGUCGCUAGGUGGCUAGGUGGCAGGCUACAGGCCUGGAUGCAGACUGGUCGCUAGGUGGCAGGCUACAGGCCUGGAUGCAGACUGGUCGCUAGGUGGCUAGGUGGCAGGCUACAGGCCUGGAUGCAGACUGGUGGCUAGGUGGCAGGCUACAGGCCUGGAUGCAGACUGGUCGCUAGGUGGCUAGGUGGCAGGCUACAGGCCUGGAUGCAGACUGGUCGCUAGGUGGCUAGGUGGCAGGCUACAGGCCUGGAUGCAGACUGGUGGCUAGGUGGCUAGGUGGCAGGCUACAGGCCUGGAUGCAGACUGGUGGCUAGGUGGCAGGCUACAGGCCUGGAUGCAGACUGGUCGCUAGGUGGCUAGGUGGCAGGCUACAGGCCUGGAUGCAGACUGGUGGCUAGGUGGCAGGCUACAGGCCUGGAUGCAGACUGGUCGCUAGGUGGCUAGGUGGCAGGCUACAGGCCUGGAUGCAGACUGGUCGCUAGGUGGCUAGGUGGCAGGCUACAGGCCUGGAUGCAGACUGGUGGCUAGGUGGCUAGGUGGCAGGCUACAGGCCUGGAUGCAGACUGGUGGCUAGGUGGCAGGCUACAGGCCUGGAUGCAGACUGGUGGCUAGGUGGCAGGCUACAGGCCUGGAUGCAGACUGGUCGCUAGGUGGCACGCUACAGGCCUGGAUGCAGACUGGUGGCUAGGUGGCACGCUACAGGCCUGGAUGCAGACUGGUCGUUAGGUGGCAGGCUACAGCCCUGGAUGCAGAUUGGUGGCUAGGUGGCUAGGUGGCAGGCUACAGGCCUGGAUGCAGACUGGUGGCUAGGUGGCAGGCUACAGGCCUGGAUGCAGACUGGUCGCUAGGUGGCAGGCUACGGGCCUGGAUGCAGACUGGUGGCUAGGUGGCAGGCUACAGGCCUGAAAGCAGACUGGUCGCUAAGUCUGUUGCUCACAGUACUCUGUACCUUCCCCAUCCUUGUUUACAUUACAUAUUGUUUACCUUUGCAACUGUUCAAUACCUUGUCCAUGGAUUGCACAUGUUUGUAUUUUUUUUGGGGGGGGGGGCAUCAAAGAUGGGGCUCAGGAUGAAGUCCUAUAUCAUCCUUUCUGGAACUGAAAUGUUCUCCCUGUCACUCACAGAGGUUGUGUGUGUGUGUGUGUGUGUCUUGUUGACUUCUGAGGUCUGUCCCAUGAAGCAAGUUUAAAAAGCCAGGCUUAUGUCAGUUAGUCUUAUUUACAGUUCAUUCGGUUCCAUAAAGCCAGUUCAAUUUAGUACAAGUUCAGUUACUAUGGCAACUUAUGUUGCAAACUAACCUGGUCCAAUGCAAGCGAACUGCCGGGCUUUGCCUGUGUCGUUUCUUCCCAAUCAGGUGUUACAGGGAUGUCUGGCUUUAUGGAACCGAAUCAACUGAAAAUGCGUCAGACCAACUAACUGCCUGGCUUAUUCGGUGAACUUGCUUUAUGCAACGGGCUUCAGAUGUCAGAGGUCAAAGUCAUGUCCUCUUGGCUUCUGGCAACUAUUGGGUCUCACACGCACACGGUUCUGACACAUGCUGGGAUCUUGCGAAAUGUUUUCCUGUCUAGGAGGGUGGGUCGUUGUCGCCUCAUAUUUUUGCCAAUGAUGAAGCGGAUGCACUAAUUUACAGCUACGUUCCUGUUUUCUGUAUGGGUGAACUGGUUCCUGUGAGAUAUGAUAAUGCCAGUCAAUGAUGUACUGUUCUGACACAGAUACAGUAUUUGUGUUUGUUUGAGACAAAUAAAGUAACUGCA